AUGACCCGUCCGAAAGCCAUCGUGGCAUCCCCAUACACAGAGGAAGAACACCUCCUAGACCUCUCAUCCCUUGAUGCCGUGUACCAGGAGAUCGCCCUAGCACUUACUGACUUCCGCUCCACCUCAGACAAGUACGCCUUUAUUGACUACCUCUCGAGCUUCAAUGUUGCAGCCAUAGUGGCGCAGGUGCAACAAAGUGGCCGUCUUGCCAACCAGCCGCCUACAAAAAUAUACGUGAUAGCGUUUCGUCUGAUAUUGAAGCGAGAAAUCGCCCAAAACCCACAAAACACCCGGUUACUCUUUGACUUUGACAAACGCUCGCACGCCGAGGCGAACGCUCUGGGAGGGCUUCUCAAGUACUGGUACGGCAAGCCCGAUCCCGAAACAGGACAGAACUUGGCCACUUGCUGGUGGCGGAACCCUCAGGAUGCACAAAAGGGCGGCACGGGGAAAAUGCACCAGGCAAGUGUGGCCAAAGUUCGAAAUUGGUAUGAGCUAUGGCGAGUAGAACAAUAUGAGCUUGAAUUGGGUGCGAAUCACUGGCACUGGCGUGAGAUAUAG
Molecule: messenger RNA, 561 nt
Organism: Candidozyma auris
Lineage: Eukaryota; Fungi; Ascomycota; Pichiomycetes; Serinales; Metschnikowiaceae
Exons: 1
Coding region: 1-561 (186 amino acids)
Source: RefSeq, a predicted model, not a curated record